Molecule: messenger RNA, 985 nt
Organism: Chinchilla lanigera (long-tailed chinchilla)
Lineage: Eukaryota; Metazoa; Chordata; Mammalia; Rodentia; Chinchillidae
Product: olfactory receptor 6
Exons: 1
Coding region: 1-957 (318 amino acids)
Biological process (GO): G protein-coupled receptor signaling pathway
Cellular component (GO): membrane
Molecular function (GO): olfactory receptor activity; G protein-coupled receptor activity
Source: RefSeq, a predicted model, not a curated record
AUGUGGAAGGAAAACAUCACCAAUGUUAGAGAGUUCAUCUUGGUGGGUUUCCCUACUGCCCCUUGGCUGCAAACUCUGCUCUUCUUCCUUUUCCUCAUCACUUACCUGUUCGUGCUGUUGGAGAAUUUGGUCAUCAUUCUUACUGUAUGGCUCACGAGGUCUCUGCACAAGCCCAUGUACUAUUUUCUGAGUACCAUGUCCUUUCUGGAAGCCUGGUAUAUAUCUACCACAGUCCCCAAGAUGCUGGCUGGAUUCGUACUUCACCCCAAUACCAUCUCCUUCCUGGGGUGUAUGACCCAGCUCUAUUUCUUCAUCUCACUUGCUUGUACUGAAUGUGUGCUUUUGGCUGCCAUGGCCUAUGACCGUUAUGUAGCCAUAUGUUGGCCCCUUCGCUAUCCAGUCAUGAUGACCACAGGGUUUUGUGUUCAGCUGACCGUUAGUUCCUGGGUGAGUGGCUUCUCCAUCUCCAUGGGAAAAGUGUACUUUAUCUCCAGAGUUGGCUUCUGUGGCAAUAAUAUCUUAAAUCACUUUUUUUGUGAUGUGUCACCCAUCCUUAAACUGGCCUGCAUGGAUUUAUCCAUGGCAGAGAGAGUCGACUUUGUGCUGGCCAUUGUUAUCCUUGUGUUUCCUCUCUCAGCCACUGUCCUGUCCUAUGCCUUCAUUGUCUCUACCAUCCUGCACAUACCCUCAGCCUCAGGGCAGCGCAAAGCCUUCUCCACCUGUGCAUCCCACCUCUUGGUUGUUAUCAUCUUCUACACAGCGGUGAUCUUCAUGUAUGUGCGACCUCGUGCCAUUGCUUCAUUUAAUUCUAACAAAUUGAUUUCAGCUGUAUAUGCAGUCUUCACUCCCAUGCUCAACCCGAUCAUUUACUGCUUGAGAAACAAGGAGGUCAAGGAUGCUAUCAGGAAAACCAUAGCAAGAGGCCCAGCCCUUUUCUUGAGAGAUUCUCUUUGUUGAAGACAUACACACAUUCUUUUUAUUAUCA